Molecule: messenger RNA, 2394 nt
Organism: Triticum dicoccoides
Lineage: Eukaryota; Viridiplantae; Streptophyta; Magnoliopsida; Poales; Poaceae
Product: protein ALP1-like
Exons: 5
Coding region: 1108-2091 (327 amino acids)
Source: RefSeq, a predicted model, not a curated record
UUUGGCUAGCGUUUGGUCUGGUACCAUUUUUGGCUCGCCAUCAUCGACUUGGGCGCGCCCGCGUACCGUUUUCGCCAACUCGCGGGCGAAACAGCGGCGCGGAAAUCAGCCGCCAAAAUAUUGGCUGCCAAAUCUGGCGCGAGCCAGCCACCGUGAUAUAAAAGGCACGAUUGAUUUUUCCCCACCUGUUCGCCACUUUCCCCAUCUCUCUUCUUAUCUCCACGCACAGAAGCGCUCUCGAUCCAAUCACCGGGCGGCCGCGUUCUGCGUCGGUGCCAGCUUCUCCGGCGGCCGGCGACCGGCGACGCUGCUCCACCUCUCGCCCUCCUCUCCCAGUCAAGCUACGCUCCAAGAUGGACAUGGAUCAACAAAGAUAUUAUUAUUACAACAUGUUGAAGCGGAGAACUCUCUGUGUUAUUGUUCUACUCUUGGCCCUCUGGUAUAGAAGCAGAGAUGGUAGAAAAUUUAGAGGUAAAGGCAGGAAGUAUGGUCCAUUAGUUCAGAGAGACAUCUACAGAACUAAUGUACUAAUUAGGCUCUUUGACACAUCGGAUGCAACAUGCAUCAAGCAAUUAAGGAUGACUCGAGCUGUAUUUUACAAGCUAUGUGACAGGCUUAGGCAGAAGGAGUUGUUAAGUGACACAUUUCAUGUUUCGGUAGAGGAACAAGUUGCAAUGUUCCUAUACAUGGUCGGUCAGCAUCACACAAAUUCAUCUGUUGGAUUUUGGUUCUGGCGAUCUAGUGAAACAGUGAGCAGAUAUUUCAAUAUUGUCCUGCGUGCGAUGGGGGAGUUAGCACGUGAUCUAAUUUAUAUUAGAUCGACGGACACACACACAAAAAUCACUAGCAGCCCGAACAGAUUCUACCCGUACUUUGAGGGAUGCAUAGGGGCACUAGAUGGCACUCAUGUUAAGGCUUGUGUUCCUGCUCACAUGGUGGACAAAUUUAGGGGCCGCAAGUCAUAUCCCUCCCAAAAUGUGCUAGCAGUUGUUGACUUCGACCUUCGGUUCACAUAUGUUCUAGCUGGUUGGGAGGGCUCUGCCCAUGAUUCUCUUGUGCUAAAAGAUGCCCUCUCACGUCCAACAGGUCUGAAAAUACCUGAAGGUCAUGGGGAAGCAAAAGCUCACUAUAAAGACCGAGGAGGAGUCAAAUCCUCGUGAGAAGUACAUAACCUGGACUGACGAGGCGACAAGGUUUAUGCUUGAUUGGUACAUUGAGCUUCGUAAGGACAAACCUGCAACUUUCAAGUUCAAGAAACAACACCACUUGCACAGUGCUGAUGCUUUGAAUGGCAAGUUUUCUCUUGGUGUCACUCAAACCCAAGUGGACCGACACUACCGGUCAUGCAAGGAGAAGUGGGGCUGGGUGCGUCGCGCCAUGGCCAAUAGUGGCAACGGCUUUGACAGGAUUAAUUUCACAUUCACACUUUCUGAGUCAGAAAAACAAAACCUAAGUAAAACUGCAGUCAAUUAUCUUACUAGACCCAUCAGGUUUUUUAAUCAAUUGCAAGAGUUAUUCUCUGACCAGUCCCAUGCUGAUGGCUCGCUUGCAACUGACCAAACCACUGUCAAUGUGGAUGAUGAUAGUGAUGACAGCGAGGAAGUGAGGGAACUUGAAGCCAAUCUAAUUCCAGUUGACAGUGAUGAAGCUGACUCUGACACUAUUAAUCGUCAUAGUCCUAAAGUUGACUUGGAAGGCAAUUCUUUAAACAAGAAGAGCAAGCACGUGUCAUCUUCACCUUCCAAGAAGCCAACUAAGGGGAAAGCAAACAAGAAGGGCAAGAUAUCUAAUGAUGAUAUGGCAGCCAGUAUCAAGAAGCUAGCUGACUCUCUUGCAUCUCCUAUUGUUUCUGUGCAACCAAUGCCACCUACAGAUCCAUAUGCAAACCUUUGGAAGCGGAUAAAUGCCCUUACCAUACCAGCUAAGGAUAAACUUGAGAUUGUAGCAUAUCUAUCCAAGCCAGAUCAAGAUAUCUUUCGUAGUUACCUCAACUAUGCUGAUGAAACAAUUCUUGGACAGUGGGUCCUUAGCUUCUUCGAGCCUCGGUUUCAAGAAGAUGGUGGCAAUGGUGGAUCUGCAACUGCUCACUGAAUGGCCACAUGACUAGAUAGAGAUUGCGGCUUCCUUUUGUUUACCGCUAGGAGCAUGGGUAACAUACAUCAUGCAUAUUUUGUCUAUAUAGAGCAGGCUGGGUGCAUCAUAUUUUGUUUAUAUGGAGCAGACUUGGUGCUAGUCUGACUAGUAUGACUUACUUGGUCUGGUAAAGACUUGGUUACUAUGUGAAUUUUAUUUAGCCUCCUUGAUGAUUAAUCUGAUGUAUCGAACAAUAUGAGUUAUCUAAUGUAUUAGUUGAACCAUGUCAUUGUCAAUUUAUGAAAAUGCAUGCUUACAGUU